GCCACCUCAGGGAGGGCCCGGGCCCCUCAGGAGCGGCAUCUGUCUCCUGCAGCCUCAGCGGCCGUGCGGAGGGCAGGCCCUCCUGGGCCCCGACCACCCCAGCAUCAUGAUGGGGAAACUUCCCCUGGGGGUUGUCUCCCCUAAUGUGAAGAUGAGUUCGGGGGGCUGCACGGACCCCUUGAAAUUCUACGCCACCAGCUACUGCACAGCCUAUGGCCGGGAGGAGUUCAAGCCCCGCAUGGGCAAUCACAUAGGCACAGGCUACAAAUCAAAUUACCGGCCUGUGGUCUCCUACCAAGCCAGUCUUGACGCCCUGGACAACCCAGCCAUGGGGGAACAAGUCCAGGACAAUUUCCAGACAGUGACCAAUCAGAGUUACCGCCCACUGGAGGUGCCCGAUGGCACGUGCCCGCUGCCCUGGAGCCUGCAUCGGACCGGCUCCGGCUACACACGGGAGAAGCCCAAUGUGGGACCCCUCACCAAGGAGGUCAGGAGGGUCCAUUUUGACACCCGGGAGUACGGAGCCGAGGGCAUCACGGGAUUGGAGCCCAAGGACGUGCCCCUGCUCCACCAGCAGCAGGACAAGGGCUCCCUGGAGUGGGAGAACGCCCGGCACGGCCCGCACUUCAUGACUUCCGAGUACAAUUCCAAGUAUCUCAACGAGCCAUCAAACCAGCCGGAUCUCCUGCAGAAGAAAUCAAUCGGUGCCAAGGAGGGGACGGGCUUUACCGAAGAGUCCACCAAGAACCCCAUUGUCUCCCAGCCGCCCUCCCAGGCCCUCCCGGGGGACCCUACCCUUCUCCCUGGCAGGAGUGUCACCAAGUCGGAUUUCCUCCCAAUGACCCACCCUCAUGGAGAUGAGCUCCUGCCUGUACUGGCCCGAGGCUCCAAGCGGGAGACCAGCUUCAGCCGGGUGCAUGAAAGGACCCUGAACCCCAGGGCACCCCCUCCCUGCCCAGAACCCGGCAGCAUGAACCACUGGCAAUUCCAGGCACCCCAGCGGGUGCAGCAGACGAAUGUGGCCCUGCUUGGCCGGGAGACUGUGGGGAACAAGGAGCCCACAGGGUUCAGCCUUAACAACCCCAGCUACGUCCGGAGCCCCUAUGACCCUGACGUGAAUAACCGGUACCUGACCACCUACAACCAAAGUUACUUCGAGAACAUCCCCAAGGGCCUAGACCGGGAAGGCUGGACUCGAGGCGGCAUCCAGCCCCAGAAGCCGGGAGGCUACGCCCUCAACCAGCCGGUCACCCGCAUGGAGCCCACCCCCAACCCCACGGACAGCCUGCGGCGCCUGCACCCCCACGUGGGAAGAACCCUGACCUCAGCCGACCCCUUCUACCGAGACACGCCCCACAGCAACCGCUUCAAUGCGCCCAGCUGAGCCUGAGGCCUGGAUUUUCCAAUCCAACCGGACUGGAGCCGGGCUACUGUCCUCCACCCCACCCCCACGGAACCCCUCAGCUAUCUUCCUAAUGAAAUAAAAAGCAGCAA
Molecule: messenger RNA, 1494 nt
Organism: Choloepus didactylus (southern two-toed sloth)
Lineage: Eukaryota; Metazoa; Chordata; Mammalia; Pilosa; Megalonychidae
Gene: SAXO4
Product: protein phosphatase 1 regulatory subunit 32
Exons: 14
Coding region: 107-1384 (425 amino acids)
Molecular function (GO): phosphatase binding
Source: RefSeq, a predicted model, not a curated record